Molecule: messenger RNA, 574 nt
Organism: Naegleria gruberi
Lineage: Eukaryota; Heterolobosea; Eutetramitea; Acrasida; Naegleriidae
Exons: 1
Source: RefSeq, a predicted model, not a curated record
AUGUAUCCAUUAUCAUCACCACCAUCAUCUAGUAGUAAUAAUAAUAAUAAUACUAGUAGAAAAAGCCUAAGUUUAGAUAUGGAUCAAGUACGUCGUUCCACAUCAUCAUCAUCACCAGCAUAUAAUGGUAAUAAUAAUAGUAAUUUUACAAGCCCUAAUAGCGGUAAUAAUCAAAGUUCAAUGAUGAAUGGUAUUGUUGGUACUAAUUUUCAAUCCAUGAUGUUAUCACCAACAACAACAUCACUAAGAAAUUCAAUUAGUUGUUAUAAUGGUAUGAUUAUUGAAUCAACACCUAGAAAUCAAUUAAUUAGAACUUUAACUCCUAGAAAUUUAAAACAAUCUAAAUUAUCAUCUCCUAAUUCAUCCUCAUCAUCUUCUAAUAAUACACCUACUACUAAUAGUAAUAGUAAUAUUAAUAAUAGACAUUCAAAUGAUUUUUCAACAUUAAAUUUAUCAUCUUCAACUCCUAAUAAGAAUAAAUCAUAUAAUUAUGGAUUUUUAAGUGCUAGAGGUCCACAUCGUUCAUCUUAUAAUAAUUUAACUAUUUCAUCUCCUAAUAAUAAUAAUAUAAAUA